This is a messenger RNA of Egretta garzetta (little egret), 3257 nucleotides long. It is a transcript of the gene SLC30A6, whose product is annotated as solute carrier family 30 member 6. Bases 481 to 1716 code for a protein of 411 amino acids. Gene Ontology annotation, molecular function: monoatomic cation transmembrane transporter activity. Lineage: Eukaryota; Metazoa; Chordata; Aves; Pelecaniformes; Ardeidae. The record is from RefSeq and is a predicted model, not a curated record. Gene Ontology annotation, biological process: monoatomic cation transport; transmembrane transport. Gene Ontology annotation, cellular component: membrane. The transcript has 14 exons.
GGUGGGGGGCUUCGCCGCCGGACCCGCGUCCGGGACGAGGGAGCCGCGCUCGGCCUCGUAGCUGGGCUCUGGUUUGAGUCUCGGCCUCAGAGUUCUUAUUCAACGCUGGAUCCGUCAGGGAAGUGAAAUUCCCAUCAGGACAAACAGGUCAUAGUGCCCCUGCUCCCACGUGUCCGUCAGGGAAAGCCCAGGGCUGCUACACCUAGUAUAUACGGCUCGCUUCCCAAAGAAGAAAAGUAAUUCUUCUGGGAACACGACCGCUGUCGUUCAGCUGGGUGCCUAAACCUUCCCUUUUUAUGCUGGGUGCGAAUGAAUUGACAUCAGUAUCGAGCACAGGGGACAAUACAUCUGUUCCGCAAAUCACAGAAAUCAUUGGUUGGAAAGUUAACACAUGAGUUUAGGCUGGUUGCAGCAGAUAGAAGGUCCUGGAAGAUCUUGCUGUUUGGUGCUAUAAAUUUAAUAUGUAUUGGCUUCCUGCUAAUGUGGUGCAGCUCUACAAACAGCAUAGCUUUAACUGCUUACACAUAUUUGACAAUCUUUGACCUUUUCAGUUUGGUAACAUGUCUAAUAAGCUACUGGGUAAUGAUGAAGAAACCCAGCCCAGUUUAUUCAUUUGGGUUUGAAAGGUUUGAAGUUCUAGCCGUAUUUGCAUCUACAGUUCUGGCACAGCUUGGUGCUCUUUUUAUACUGAAAGAAAGUGCAGAACGGUUUCUGGAACAACCCGAGAUACACACUGGGCGACUGCUGGUUGGUACUUUCGUGGCUCUCUUUUUCAACUUAUUUACAAUGCUUUCCAUUAGGAAUAAGCCUUUUGCUUAUGUCUCUGAAGCUGCCAGCACAAGUUGGCUUCAGGAGCACGUUGCUGAUCUUAGUAGAAGUAUUUGUGGAAUCAUUCCAGGACUGAGUAGCAUCUUUCUGCCACGAAUGAACCCUUUUGUCUUGAUUGAUAUUGCAGGAGCUCUAGCUCUUUGCAUUACGUAUAUGCUCAUCGAAAUCAACAAUUAUUUCGCUGUAGACACAGCCUCUGCUAUAGCCAUUGCUUUGAUGACAUUUGGUACCAUGUAUCCCAUGAGUGUCUACAGUGGGAAAGUACUACUACAGACAACACCACCUCAUGUGAUUGGCCAGUUAGAUAAACUUCUUAGAGAGGUUUCAACUUUGGAUGGUGUCUUGGAAGUUCGAAAUGAGCAUUUCUGGACAUUAGGGUUUGGCACUUUGGCCGGAUCAGUACAUGUCCGAAUUCGGAGAGAUGCAAAUGAACAAAUGGUACUUGCUCAUGUCACUAACAGAUUAUACACAUUGGUCUCUACCUUGACUGUUCAGAUUUUCAAAGAUGACUGGAUCAGACCGACCUUAUCAUCUGUGCCUAUUGCAAACAAUAUGCUGAACCUUUCAGAUCAUCAUAUUAUUCCCAUGCCAUCUUUGAAAGCUGCUGAUAAUUUGAACCCUGUUACAUCCACUCCAGCUAAGCCCAGCAGCCCACCGCCAGAAUUUUCUUUUAAUACACCGGGCAAAAAUGUGAGUCCAGUCAUUCUUCUAAACACUCAGACAAGGCCCUAUGGAUUGGGCUUUAAUCAUGGAUCUGCACCCUACAGCAGUGUACUCAAUCAAGGAUUCGGAAUACCGGGAAUGGGAGCAACUCAAGGAUUCAGAACUGGUUUUACAAAUGUCCCAAGCAGAUAUGGAACAAACACUCGUGGGCAACCCCGACCAUAAUAAACACCAUUAUUUAUUGUACUUAAGGGUAUUGACUUAAUUCUUUUAUUACCCAAUUUUUAUAAACAUUUGGAAUGUCAGAUCAUUCUAAAUGGCUGGGAACAAGUGCAUUGUUCAUAUUCAUGAAAUGGUUAAAUUGCAGGGUUUUUUUUCUUUGCAUCAGCAGUAGCCUGUGUAAUGCCACAAAUAUUUUCCAGACUUAUGGUACUGUACAGGUUGUUUUUAUAGAGUGUCUAUUUCUAUUCAGCUUUUUCUUCACUUCUCUUUAUUUUGCCAAGAAUGUAUUGAGAUAGAGCACAACUCCGUAAGGGAGUAAACUUGUGACCCAGGUAGCAUAUUUUUUUUUUUAUUCUAAUGGGGAUUGCUUACUGAAUGCUGAAUAGCUGAGAGAAUAGAAAAUUGCAGAAAUACAAGUCCCAGUUUUUGGAGCUGUUUUGAUUGCCGUAUUAAGCCAUCUUUUGGCAAAGUCACAAUUAGUUUUUGGUUGCAAAAAUCCAUCUUUAUUCAUACUGUGGCCAUUACGAAGACAAUCUGGCAUUUCAGAUUCUAAUUAAUUUUGUGAGACCAUGUUUUUAUAUUUUUAUUGAUGCUUUUAUAGAAAUUCAGAUGGUUCAGCAACCAUUUUCUAGCUGUAAAUAUUCCGUAUUCAUCUCUGAUAUUUCUUCCUUUUUGGUUUAACUGCAAAAUUAUUUAGCAAUAUACUGGGAAAUAAAAUGUUUUAAACUUCAGAUUUUACAAGCACCUCUUUUUUACAAUUAACCCUGUUUAAGAUACAGAGCAGAUGGCUGUAUUAUUUCUGAAGCCAGUUAUUUCAUUUUUGACUAUGGAAAGUAUUCUUUGAUUCGAUUGUGACUUUGUAUUUUUCCUCUUUGUAUUUUUUCUGUAGUUUCAGGGGAAAAAUAACUAUUUAUAUUCCUGGUUUAUAUCCAGAGGUCAGUGAUCACUGACAGUUCCUCAAGUCAUUGCUAGAGUGCUUAACCUUCGGGGCAUACUUGGAACAAGACUGCCAAACUUGUCUCUGCUUUUGCAUUAUCAUUCUAGUGUACGUCUAGAAGGCCAUAUUUCUUCAGGGCCUUUCUCAGAGAGCUCUUCCUAAAAAAUUUUCUUCUCUGCGUUGGUAAUAGGGAAAGGCCUUUUAGAAGUUGGGGGUUUUUUUUUUUUUUUCCCUCUUCUCCUGUGCAGUAUGUAUCUUUUCAUUCCCUAGCCAAUACCUCCUCUGUACUUCCUUCUGCAUCUCUUGGCUGUUGGGGAAUGGGUUGCCCAUCCCUAUUGUUUUACGUGCAACUCAGGGUGCUAUAUAUUGGCUUCCACCUUGUUAGUCUGUGUACUAAGUCUUUCCAUUUGUCCAAGGUGGUUAUAUGGAGCUGUAGUAUCUCAGGGACUCCAAAGGUAUUCAUGCUACCUGAAGAUAAUGGGUUCGAUAGAGAAAUCUUUCUCCUGUAGAACUGAGUUGAGAAAAAACAGCCUUCAUUUGAAUUUUCAAGACCUGUGGCCUCUCCACACUGGCUGAGGAUUUCUUUUUCUGCAUAAGGACUUUGUUU